Molecule: messenger RNA, 1462 nt
Organism: Parasteatoda tepidariorum (common house spider)
Lineage: Eukaryota; Metazoa; Arthropoda; Arachnida; Araneae; Theridiidae
Gene: Las
Product: lipoyl synthase, mitochondrial
Biological process (GO): lipoate biosynthetic process
Cellular component (GO): mitochondrion
Molecular function (GO): 4 iron, 4 sulfur cluster binding; lipoate synthase activity
Source: RefSeq, a predicted model, not a curated record
AUGGCGCAACCAUUGGUGUAUGAAGCAAUCAUGGCGAUGUCCGUCAGCUUUUGUAGUAUUUAUAGAAGGCAGUUGUUUACUAUUAGAAAAUGUAAACCAUUACAUAUUGAAAUCGGCCGAAAGUAUUUUAUUCUAAAAAAUAGUUGGAAGAAUAAAGUCAUUUGUACUAAAACCCCAUCCAAUGUUAAUUCCUAUUCUUCAUCUGGCAAAGAUGUUGAGAGUGGACCUGAUCUACAGGACUUCAUUGCAGGAGUUGUACCCCGUGGAUCUACAUUUGAUGACUACAAAGGAGAGUUGAAGCUACAGAAAGAGGACAGAAAAAGCCGUUUAAGAUUGCCUCCAUGGGUAAAGAGCAAAAUUCCAGUUGGCAAGAAUUAUCAUCAUUUAAAAGAAACUUUGAGAAAUUUGAAUUUACAUACUGUUUGUGAAGAAGCAAGAUGUCCUAAUAUAGGGGAAUGCUGGGGUGGAGGAGAAUAUGGAACUGCUACUGCAACAAUAAUGUUAUUAGGUGAUACCUGUACUCGAGGUUGCCGAUUCUGUUCUGUGAAAACUAGCCGGAGGCCCCCACCUCCGGAUCCUGAUGAACCAAAGAAUACAGCUCAGGCUAUUGCUGAUUGGAACUUGGAUUACGUUGUUCUCACAUCUGUUGAUAGAGAUGAUCUUCCGGAUGGAGGUGCAAAUCAUAUAGCAGAAACUGUUGUGGAGUUAAAAAGAAGGAAACCCAAAUUACUUGUUGAAUGCUUAACACCUGAUUUUGCUGGUGAUUUAUCUGCUGUAGAAGUUGUUGCUCUCAGUGGUUUAGAUGUUUAUGCUCAUAAUCUUGAAACAGUUGAACGUUAUCAAAAGUAUAUAAGAGAUUUUAGAGCUAAUUAUAAACAAUCCAUAGAAGUACUUAAACAUGCCAAAAAAGUCAAACCUUUAAUUAUCACAAAGACAUCCAUAAUGCUUGGAUUUGGGGAAACAGAUGACAUGAUUAAAGCAACAAUGAAUGAUCUCAGAGAAGCUAAUGUAGAUUGCCUAACUCUUGGACAGUAUAUGCAGCCAACAAAAACACAUUUAAAGGUGAAAGAGUAUGUAACUCCAGAAAAAUUCAAGUAUUGGGAAGAGUAUGGAAAUCAGUUAGGAUUUCAGUACACUGCCAGUGGUCCAUUAGUGAGGUCUUCAUAUAAAGCAGGAGAAUUUUAUCUGAAGAAUUUAAUCCAGCAAAGGAAUUUAACAGCUGGUGAACUAAAUAAGAUGUGAUAUAAAUAUUGUAAAUUCUAUAUGUAAAUGUUAUGUGUAAAUUCUAAUAUUUUAUUGUUAUAGCAUUAAAUUAUGUUGCAAUGUGACUGAUGAAUUAUAUCUAACAAAUUUAAAUCCAGAAAAGGAAAUUAAUGAUGGUGGAUUAAAUACAAUGUUAUGUAGAUUUAUAGUUUAAUAUUUUAUUAUCAUAGUAAGUAAAGAUUUAAAUUUGUUCAAUGUC